Molecule: messenger RNA, 735 nt
Organism: Fimicolochytrium jonesii
Lineage: Eukaryota; Fungi; Chytridiomycota; Chytridiomycetes; Spizellomycetales; Powellomycetaceae
Exons: 2
Coding region: 207-659 (150 amino acids)
Source: RefSeq, a predicted model, not a curated record
CCUACCUUCCUUUUUCGGCUGUCGUGGAGAGAAAGACAGUCAAUUUCCAACUAGAGCUGAACACUCGGUCGCCAAAAACGCACCUCCGAAGCUUGUGCUGGACGGUUGCUUUCCCGCCCGUUAUCCGGCUCAGACGUGUCGCUGUCACUGUCGCCAUAUGCUAGGCCCAAUAAGUUGCUCAUUGUUUGGUUAGUCCUUCGCAGGAGAUGCCGAGGAACUUGGCGAAGUCUGCAGGAAGCCCCGCACUUGGACUCAGACUUGGACUACUUGGAAGACAGAACGCGCGCGUCUCAGCCCUUGCAACCGACUUGCGACCCUUCUCUCAGGUUCAUCUGCAAGUCAGAUCUGGUGGCUUUGCACCAUCUCGUUGGGACGGUGUCUCACCUUGCGGGCUUCUUCGUCUGCUCUUAGUCGGCUGGUGUCUGUCACUUUCGGUAGCCGGAGCAGUACGGUCCCACUGCAACAAGAACGCAGCGGUCCCGGUUCCAUUGUUCGUUUUGCGAUUUCUGGCUACUCUGCUCAUAUUGCCAGGGCUCGCCAACCGCCUGGGUUUCUACGAAGAGCGUAAACUACAUAUACAAAACGACACAGAAUCCAGUUGGACUAGGGCGGUGGGCGUUAGCAAUGACUCGGGAUUUGGCCUUGAACGGGGAUGUUAGCUUCGAUCAAACAGCUCUGGAAGCCCUUAAAAUCUGACGAGGCGGGAGUAUUCAACACACAACAGCGACUUGAACA